Molecule: messenger RNA, 1510 nt
Organism: Pectinophora gossypiella (pink bollworm)
Lineage: Eukaryota; Metazoa; Arthropoda; Insecta; Lepidoptera; Gelechiidae
Gene: pths
Product: probable ATP-dependent RNA helicase DDX47
Exons: 8
Coding region: 64-1476 (470 amino acids)
Molecular function (GO): ATP binding; nucleic acid binding; RNA helicase activity
Source: RefSeq, a predicted model, not a curated record
AGCUCGAUCGUACACAUGUUUCGCGUGUCGUGUUUUCUGUAAUUGAAUUAAAUAAUUCAUAAAAUGACGGAGGACAAUCACAGCAGCAAUGAAGAAAGUCAUAGUUCUGAGGAGGAGCAGCAGGAAGAGUCUAAAGUUCAAGAAGAUGAAGAAGAAACAGUGACAUUUAAAGAUUUGGGUGUAGUAGACGUACUAUGCGAAGCUUGUGCGGAGUUAAAAUGGAAACAUCCGUCAAAGAUACAGAAAGAAUCUAUACCAGUAGCACUUCAAGGGAAAGACAUCAUUGGUUUGGCUGAGACGGGUUCUGGUAAAACCGGAGCCUUCGCCCUGCCCAUCCUGCAGGCACUGCUCGAGAACCCUCAGAGAUACUUCGCUCUUAUACUGACACCUACCAGAGAGCUGGCAUUUCAAAUCUCAGAGCAGUUUGAGGCACUAGGAGCAAGUAUAGGUGUGAAAUGCGCAGUGAUAGUGGGUGGUAUGGACAUGGUGGCGCAGGCUCUGCUGCUGUCCAAGAAGCCCCACAUCAUCAUCGCUACCCCGGGGAGAUUAGUCGACCACCUCGAGAACACCAAGGGGUUCAACCUAAAGGCUCUUAAAUAUUUGGUGAUGGACGAAGCAGACCGCAUCCUAAACAUGGACUUCGAAGUAGAAGUGGACAAGAUACUGCGUGUCAUCCCGCGCGAGCGCCGCACGUACCUCUUCUCCGCCACUAUGACUAAGAAAGUGGCUAAGCUCCAGCGAGCGUCGCUCCAAGACCCCGUGAAGGUUGAAGUCUCCACCAAGUACCAGACUGUUGACAAACUGCAGCAGUAUUAUGUCUUCAUCCCUGUCAAAUAUAAGGAUGUAUACCUAGUCCACAUCCUGAACGAGAUGGCCGGCAACUCGUUCAUAGUGUUCGUGGCGACAUGCGCAAACGCACUGCGUUGCGCCCUGCUGCUGCGCAACCUCGGGCUAGCGGCGGUCCCGCUGCACGGACAGAUGUCACAGAACAAACGCCUGGCUGCAUUAAAUAAAUUCAAAAAUAAGAGCCGCAGUAUACUUAUUUGUACUGACGUUGCCUCCAGAGGUCUGGACAUCCCCCACGUGGACGUGGUGGUCAACCUGGACAUCCCGCUGCACAGCAAGGACUACAUCCACCGCGUGGGCCGCACGGCGCGCGCAGGCCGCUCCGGGAAGGCUAUCACCUUUGUCUCACAGUACGACGUGGAGCUGUACCAGCGCAUUGAACAGCUGAUCGGCAAGCAGCUGCCAUUGUACAAGACGGAGGAGAGCGAGGUGAUGGUGCUGCAGGAGCGGGUCGCGGAGGCGCAGCGGCUUACCAAGAUCGAAAUGAAAGAACUGGAAGACAAGAAAACUACUAAGGGCAAGAAGCGCGGCGCGGACUCGGACGACGACACGGAGGAGGCGGCGGGCGUGCGCCGGCGCAUCAAGGGCAAGAACAACAACAAAAACAACAACAAGAGGAAAAAACGCUGAGCCUUUACCAUUAAAUAGAUUUUUAAGUUUUAAA